Molecule: messenger RNA, 828 nt
Organism: Penicillium angulare
Lineage: Eukaryota; Fungi; Ascomycota; Eurotiomycetes; Eurotiales; Aspergillaceae
Product: glucose-induced degradation complex GID8
Exons: 4
Coding region: 1-828 (275 amino acids)
Biological process (GO): proteasome-mediated ubiquitin-dependent protein catabolic process
Cellular component (GO): nucleus; cytoplasm
Molecular function (GO): protein binding
Source: RefSeq, a predicted model, not a curated record
AUGUCUUCUGCUAAUCUCAUGUCUCGCACUCCCUCAACUGCAACGCCUACAUGGCAACAGUUUGAGCGGAAAGUUGACGAGGUGAAGCCAUCCAAAACUGAUAUCAACUACCUCGUUAUGGACUACCUGAUCACCAAUGGAUACCCGGCUGCAGCCAAGAAGUUCGCGGUCGAGGCCAACAUUCAACUUCGUGCCGAUGAAGCCAUACAAGAACGAGUGGAAAUUCGGACCGCGAUUCACUCUGGGAAUAUCCAGCUAGCCAUUGAAAAGAUCAAUGAGCUGAACCCUGAGAUAUUGGACGGAGAAGCUUCACUCCACUUUGCGUUGUUGCGUCUCCAGCUGAUAGAGCUUAUCCGUACCUGCAUCUCUACUCCAAAUGGCGAUAUCAGUCCUGCCCUGGAUUUCGCGCAGUCGCAGCUGGCUCCCCGUGCCACUACCAAGCCGGAUUUCCUCACCGAUUUGGAGCGCACGCUUGCCCUCUUGAUUUUCCCAAGCGAUAAUCUUUCCCCUACACUUGCAUCUCUUCUAGACCCAAGCCUUCGUAAAGAGAUUGCCACUCGCGUCAACGAGGCAAUUCUGGUCAAAGAAUGUGCCCAGAAGGAGGCUCGUUUGCGAAACUUAGUGAAGCUCCGAGUUUUCGCAGAGACCAAGGCUCGAGCGGCUAAGAAGGACAUUCCGGACCGAUUAGACAUCGGUCUUGUCAGCGAUUCCCAUGAUAACACCAAGAAUCGCAGCAGUAACAGUAAUGAACUCAACAGUGAAGCCCAUAAUGGUAAUGGUGAUACCGUCAUGACCAAUACCGCCGAUGUUGAUCUCAUGGUUUCGUGA